UUGACGAGAAGGCUGUGAAUUCAAUCAUAGUUUUCAAGUAAAAAUGUUUAAACCUUUCACAAUAUUAUACUUCAUUUUAAUAAAGUUACAAUGCGGCUUAGCAUAUACGUUGCCAUCUAAUAAAUUUGUUUGUAAAAAAGAUAUAUCAGAACAUUGCCGCCGUCGCGUUGUCCCUUCAAUGUUUUUGGCGAGUCAGGUUAUUGGGGCAAACGCGAAGAUACUGCAUUUUUCUCCGCUAGAUUUACCUUAUAGCUGUUUUAUAAGUGUAAGAACAGAAGUGGAUAACGAUAUUAUUCUCGUCAUAGAAAUUUUAUCGACUGAGAGUCUCCUUAGAUCUUGUUCAGGAAGUAGAAGUCAGCUGCUUGUAUACGACGUUGAUGAAAAUUUCGGUGGUUACUGGGGUGACGUUCCGGAAACGUUGAUAAAGCGAAAGAAAGAUAACACGAUUCGUUAUUAUUCACUUAAAACUACCGAUGCGACUGAUUCCACUGACGAUGAUACCGGAUCGAACGAUGAUAACGUUAAAAAUGAAAAUAGCGAACAAAAUAAAAACUCGAUACAAAACAAUGAUCAUAAAGAUUACAUUACAGUCGAAGUGCCAAUAGUUAAUAUUUCUGGCGUUGUUAUAUCAGGAGACAGUAAAGACUCGAUGAGAAAUCGUUUCGAUAUUAUCAAUUUACUCGAUGUUUUGUAUGACGUAGCACCUCGACCAGAAAAAGCUUACGAAACAAGCUUAAUUCCAUUAGUUCAGUUUUCUGUCGCGAAUGCAACAGAAGCAGCUGAAUUUUCUGUAUCUAAAUCACAACAAAAUGUGUUUACACCAGAUAAGAGAUUGAUGAACAAUUACAAAGAACUAAUAUCUACAAAACGAAGAAAUAAAUACAAAAAACUUAAGAACAAUUCAAAUAAAUUAUUACAUUUUGGAAAUAUGCAUAGAACAUUAUUUGGAACUUUACAAACUCGACCUUUCUCCGAAAGACAAAAGUUCAAUGAAUUAAAAUAUUUUAUUACUAAACCAAGGAUAUUGAAAACAAAAACCAAAUUGUCUUCAGUAACUUCCAUCCUCUCACCUCUAAAGGCAAAAUCUAAUCUGAGCAGUACAAACUCGUGGAGGCUUAUCGAGCAUCUGAUGAGUGUCCUAAAGAACGACUCGAGCAAUAAAAGCGAACAACAUAAAAUGUCGUUCAUGAAAGAUUGGAAUAGUCUUAACUUGGAUAAUAACAAAAGCGUAUAUCUAUUGCCAAAUUUGUCUUUAUAUAAUACGGUUAAAAUUAUUCCAAACCUGCAAGUUGUAACGACGCUUCCUAUAGCGACUUACAUCGAUUCCAAGUUUCUUAGCCAAACAGAAAAAACUAUUUCAUUGCAAUUCACUAAGCCUAUGCCCCCAAUGAAUAAAACUGAAAUAUACAACAGCGUUUUAAAUCGAGAAUCUAGUUUUGAAAAUAUGGAAACCACGUCGGCUUACUCUUCAGAAAUAUAUGUUCCUGAUAUCGAAGACGACACGGGUGAACUAAAAUAUUUUUUAUUAUCAAAAGAAAAGUUGAAAAAUUCCCUAACAAGCAUCAUUUUCAUUUCAGACAUCGAAUCAAAUUCAUCAUCGAAUGAUUCUUUAUUCAAUCAUACCGGAUAUAAAAGUACAAAACCAGCGGUAGGAUCACUUGUUGAUCAUAAAUCAUGGGAAAAUUUAGUACAAGUUGCUCCUGCCAUAGCCGAUGUAUUAAACCAGACAAAUCAGAUUAAUACUACAGUACCUUCUAUAUUAAAGCGUGAUAGAAGAUUUAUAAAGCUAAUCGAUGUGGAAAAUGCUCGUCCGUACGUUAUAAAAGAGAAGACUGUCGAUGUUGAAUUAACGAACAUGUCCAAUGAAGAUUCAUACGACACGCAAAGUAAUCAGGGAUAUUUGGAAAUAGCAGAUGUUGAGAACUCUGGCCGUUUGGCUUUACGCCAACUAAGCCACUCUUUGGGUGCACUAAAGCUAAACAUAUGUGAUAGUAGCGAAUCGACGUCUAAGUUAAUCUAUUUGUUUAAUUCAUCGAAAAUCGUCAUUGCCAUAGAUAAUUUCACGAUGGACUAUAUGACGCUAGUGUUAACUCCUGCCCGUGCUUUAUCAGAUAUGAAUUCAAGGUGUUCCAAUACACAAAUGGAAUGUCAUGUUUAUGGUACCCGAAUAUGCAUAGAUACAAGUUCUAUGUGUGAUGGAGUGCCGAAUUGUGGUUCUUAUGACAUUUACGAUGAAGAUCGUUUGUUGUGUCGAUCAACUGGUUUUGAACAUAAUAUGUAUCUUGCUUCAUUUACUUUACUGGCAGUUUUAUUUACGGCAUUGUACAUUGUACAGUAUUGGAUCAAGAAAUGUGUACCUAGUGUUUCUGAGGCCUUUUUUGUGUACUCGAACGGCGAAGAAAACAUGUUAUUACUGAAAAGUGUAAUGCGAUCUCCUAAUGAAAUCGACAAUGAUUCCAAACUGGUAUAUCUUGGUCAUCCAGAAGAUGAUUUAAUGUAUGAUGGUGAUCAAGAUGGAAACAAAAAGAAAAAAUCUUGUAUUAGAUUGUUAAUUGACUUUUUUUGCUGUAAAUAUCUCCGACAUAAAUUUAAAUCGAUAGAAAAUAGUGAUAUCAUGGUGUCCGGUCUAUCAAACGACAACAUGAAAGCGAAGAAAAGGUUUUCUUUUACCGAGUUUGAGAUACGAAAGAUGUUAGGAAUUCCAUCAGUUAAUACCGGAGUCCAAACGGAAAAUGGCAUUGCAUUGAAAGAUUUUCAGAACACUCAAUUUAAGAAAAAUGAUUUGAAGUCUCUAGAAUGUUCAGUUUCAGAAAAUUUGGUACUGUCGGAUGAAUAUUCAUUUUUAGACCCAGAUAAUUUUAAUUGCCAAGUUAAUGAUGAAGAAUUAAAUGUUUUAAAAUUCUUUCAAGCGUCAAAGCCUUCAACGUCGAAGGCUCAUUCAGUCAGUUCAGUAAACAUAAAUUCAAAAUUCAAAAAAGUACUUGAAGAAGCCGAACUUAAAUGUUAUGAGUAUGACAAUUUAAAUCAAUCCUUGAAUGACAACAGUCCCACUUCUAGCUCCUUUUUAUCAAAUGCUCAAGUACACGAAGGUAGUUCGGAGCGAAGAAGUAAACAUUUACGUUUUCAAGAUAGUCUGUCAAUUAUAUCAGAAUCGACAGGGCUUGAUGAAAACAAAAUUAGGCGUCAACAUAAACUGGAGAGAUCGAAGCGUCUAAGCGAUUUGGAAACAAUUCAAGAAAAUAAUGAAUCAAACGAGAACAAAGACAAAACAUAUUUCUGGAAAACAAAGUCGAAGAAGAAAAGGCGUGACUGAAUUCUAUACUAUUUAUUAUAUUACCAUUAUUAUUGUAUCAACUUUUGCUGCAUUAAGUUUUAAUGUUACAAAUUCAGAAAUAAAGACGGACAUCGUAUGUCACAAUCGCA
This is a messenger RNA of Bombyx mori (domestic silkworm), 3423 nucleotides long. RefSeq lists its product as uncharacterized. Bases 44 to 3313 code for a protein of 1089 amino acids. Gene Ontology annotation, molecular function: protein binding. The transcript is spliced from 14 exons. NCBI's taxonomy places the organism in Eukaryota, Metazoa, Arthropoda, Insecta, Lepidoptera, Bombycidae. The record is from RefSeq and is a predicted model, not a curated record.